Molecule: messenger RNA, 1196 nt
Organism: Abrus precatorius (Indian licorice)
Lineage: Eukaryota; Viridiplantae; Streptophyta; Magnoliopsida; Fabales; Fabaceae
Product: protein G1-like5
Exons: 2
Coding region: 525-1139 (204 amino acids)
Biological process (GO): response to light stimulus; mRNA transcription
Cellular component (GO): nucleus
Source: RefSeq, a predicted model, not a curated record
UACUUCCCUACCUCCCUAUAUACCUCCCACCCUUCUCCCUUCUUCUCCACUAGAUUGAGUAAAGGCCUGGCUAACAAGAGCAAGAAUUUCAACCUAUGUCAUCUUCUCUCACCUGGAUCCAUCCAUGUUAUCAAAAUCACACCAAACUUAUCUCUUUCCCUUUGACCAUAUAGGGGGAUGAAGAUCACCGACUUCAAUUUUCCUUCUCCAAGCCAGCUAGCUAGCUUUAGACAAACCCAACCAAACCCACCUGAACAACAGUGCCUAAAGACCACAUACCUCAAAUUAACCUUUAUAAAUAUCCCACCAAAACCCUCCAAAACAUAAAAACACAUAUUGCACUAAACACUCCACAAUCACACACACAUAUCCCAAACUCCCAACCUAAACUCGCAGAAAAAAGAAGGAAGUGCAAUACAAUAUAUUAUAUUACACAUUUUCUCUGCCUUGAACCGAAACAAUAAUUUUUAUUUUUAUUUUUCUUUCAUAGUAAAUAUUCAUCACCAAAAUAAAAACACUUCAACAUGUCCGCCGCCGUGGCUGCCGCCGCCGCCGCCGCCGCCGCCGCGGCGAUGUCGGGGUACGAAUCACAAAAGAGACGAGACUGGAACACCUUUGGGCAAUACCUCAAAAACCACCGUCCACCGUUAACUCUCUCACGUUGCAGCGGUGCACACGUGCUAGAGUUCCUUCGCUACUUGGAUCAGUUCGGGAAAACCAAGGUGCACGCUGAAACCUGCGCGUACUUUGGUAACUCGCACCCACCUGGUCCAUGUCCGUGUCCACUGAAGCAAGCAUGGGGUAGCCUCGACGCGCUCAUAGGUCGGUUGCGUGCGGCGUUUGAAGAGAACGGUGGCACGCCGGAGAUGAACCCUUUUGGCGCACGUGCGGUGAGACUUUACCUUAGGGAAGUGAGGGAUGCUCAAGCCAAGGCUAGAGGAAUAGCUUAUGAGAAGAAGAAACGAAGGAAACCUCAACAUCAUCAACAACAACAAAGUGGGCUUGAUCAUGAUGAGAUGGGUUCAAGAGAUCAUAUGCAUUAUUCAGGGUAUGGUGGUGAUUUUGUUCAUCAUCAUCAGUUGUCCAAUUCAAAUGGGACAGUUCCUAUGGCUGCUGCGGUUUCGUAUUUCUCAUCAUAGUGUGUGUUUAAUUAGUUUAUUAUGAUUAAUGUGUUUGGGUAAUGGUGUAAAAUGAUA